Messenger RNA from Astrephomene gubernaculifera, 3066 nucleotides. The record is from the annotation of a GenBank genome assembly. NCBI's taxonomy places the organism in Eukaryota, Viridiplantae, Chlorophyta, Chlorophyceae, Chlamydomonadales, Astrephomenaceae.
CAGCUGUUGGAGUUAGCGUAUCAGACCUAAAAACAUAUACUCCAGCAUAUUCUUACCUGCUGUGUGACUAAGAUGCUCGUCCGUGCGUACCAAUGGCAUAUCACGACCAUAAAUCUUGUGCAUCCAUAAGUGUUUUCCUCUUCAGUGCGGCUAUCCUACUGGCAAAGCCGAAUAGCUUGAAAAGGCUCCUCAGUGCUUCUACCUAACAAGUGUCGCCGGGCUCUUUCGACAUUCCUGUACCCUGACGGGUCCAUCUUUUAAAAGGUUCUGCAAAGAUGUAUCCGGACCAUUGGGAUGAUUAUAUGUGGAUUGUCAUUGUGGGCUUCAUCGUAUCCUUCAUUAUGGCUGCCGGUAUCGGCGCCAACGAUGUGGCCAACGCCUUCGGAACCUCCGUCGGUGCGAAGACCAUCACGUUGAAGCAGGCAUGUCUCAUCGCCGCUGUGUUCGAAUUCGCGGGCUCUAUUGGCUUGGGUGGAGAGGUGACGAAGACAAUUGCUGGCUCCAUAGCUCGGCCAUCCGCCUUCGUAAACGAACCGGAAAUCUUCGCCUACGGCAUGAUGGUUGCCCUCAUCGCCGCCUCCUUCUGGGUUUUCCUCGCCACCUACUGGAGCCUUGCAGUCAGCACCACGCAUGCCGUCAUCGGUGCUGUCAUGGGAUUUGCGCUGGUGUGGGGCGGAAAGGACUCUGUGGUGUGGAACGACCACCAGACCGACUUCCCGUACUCCAAGGGUCUGGUUCCCGUGGUUUGCUCCUGGUUCGUGUCUCCCAUCAUGUCGGGCAUCGUGGCGGGUUUCAUCUUCUUCGUAACGCGCUACGUCAUUCUGCGCCGCGAGAACAGCACGAAUUGGGCCAUCUACAUGUACCCCCUCCUCGUCUUCAUCACCGUCUUUAUCAAUGUAUUCUUUGUGAUUUUCAAGGGCGCCAAGAACGUGGCGCACUGGGAAAGCAACAAGGCCGCCUGGGUGGCCGCUUGCGUCGCGGCUGGCUGCUUCGCCCUCGCCUGCUUCCCGGGCAUUUGGGUGCUGCGUCGUCAGGUCAAGAAGGACAUGGAGAGGGCCGCUCAGAAGGCUGCAGCUGCCGAGGCCAAGGCAAACAAGGCUCAGGACGAUGAUGUGGAGGCACCAGCUGAGCCCGCCGGCAAGAUGCAGCAGAUCUUCCAGAAGAUCAAGCACGCCGCCACUCGCGGUCUGAACCAGGAUAUCCACAAGGACGUUGAGACCGACCAGGAUGUGGCUGAUCUGCACGCAGCCGCCGAGGUGUUCAACCCCGAGACGGAGCAGGUGUUCAAGUACCUGCAGGUCUUCUCUGCCUGCGCGGUGUCCUUCUCGCACGGGGCAAACGACGUGGCGAACGCGGUGGGGCCCUUCUCCGGCAUCUGGUUCGUCUACCGCAACUGGGCUGUCUCCUCCUCCGGUGACACGCCCUACUGGGUGCUCGCCAUGGGCGGCGCCGGCAUUGUGGUUGGCCUCGCGACCUACGGCUACAACAUCAUGGCUACGCUGGGUGUGGGCUUGGCCAAGAUGACCCCCUCUCGCGGCUACAGCGCCGAGAUCGCCACCUCCUUCACCGUGGCCCUCGCCUCCGUGUACGGCCUGCCCAUCUCCACCACCCAGUGCAUCACGGGCGCUGAGAUUGGGGUGGGUCUGGUGGAGAACUUGAAGAGCGGCGUCAACUACAAGCUCUUCGGCAAGCAGAUCGCGGCCUGGAUCUUCACGCUCAUCGUGUCUGGAUUCCUGGGUGCCGCCAUCUUUUCGUACGGCGUGUUUUCGCCCUCACUCACGAUGGCCAAGGACAUUGCGGUGUACGAGAGCGGCAUUCGGUCGCUGUCGGAGGGGCUGUACAAGGAGCUCAACACGACCAACUACGCCCUCAAUACCACAUUCGCGGCAUUUGAUGCCAAGCUCAACGCAACCGUCAACAACAGGAUCGCCACUUUCAAGUCUAUGUACGACACAAAAAAAAUCGGAUACGUGGAUCCCUACCACCUAAUUGAGGAGCUGAACACCUCACUUGCGACCUACAAGAAUUACUCGGUUGUCGUGACUGGAUUCAACCCCAAGACCAAGGCCUACUCUGCGCCCUCGUUACCCCUCGCGAACAACACCGUCCAGGUAUCGCCCUACGACGCAUCUUUAUUGAAAGGAAAGUAAGCGCGUAAGGGAAAGGAAAUGCGGCGGAUAUAGAUUUAGCGACGGAUGUAGCUAGUUUCGUCGGGCAUUCGCAGGUUUGAUGUGUAGCAUUUAGUGUUUUGUAGAUCUGAUGAAAGCAUGGGGUAUAUGGGGUUCCAUGCGGUGGACGUAAAAUGAUGGGGUUCCACCGCCAUACAUCGGACCCCGCUAGGUUGGGUAGGCUGGCAUUAACUAUGCACUUGUUUGUGGGUGCCUGUUCAGGCCAUUAUUAUAGUUUCGUUCCAAGUAUCAAUGCAUGGUGAUAUGCUGCUCGACGUGCGGUUCCCGAGCGGUCAAUGAUCUUGCUGUUCGGUUGUGCUAAAAUUACUGGCGGAACGUCGGUUGUGCAUCGGUUGUGACACCUGUCGUGUGGACUGCAAUAUCUGCACGGUGUUCGUGAUUCGGGAAAGGGCUCUUAAGAACCCUGCAGCUGCAAACACGUGUGGUUUUGGCAGCCUGCGAGGCGAUCGGGGGGGGGCGGCCGAUUCAGAGGCUACGCCUUUCGGCAAUAAAUUACUGCGGGUAUUGCAUGCUGCGUGGAUAGAUGCCUGUUUUGGGCAUAUCUGCAGGGCUUGCUGCCUGCCUUCCCAUACCUGUGUGGCUGUUCCACCGGCUGAUGAAUCUUUCCUUCGCAAGAUGCCGGCUGCUCUGUCCUCUUUAUAUGUAUCGAAUGGGCUGAAUGAAGACGCGGACUGUAUCAAGUUCUCUUGGGUGGCGGUUGGGUUGGGCUGGCCAACCAGAGCCACAUGGGUUGUGGCCGAGGUAUUCACAUGCAUUAGUGCAUGAGUCUUACCACAUUUGUAAGAAAGCCUGCUGCAUCGAAGCGGCAGGGGCUGGGAAGCUGGUUUGACGGUGCAUGUUCCCUUUCAAGGAGCUAUUGUAACGAACAUUCAUUUAA